Molecule: messenger RNA, 2618 nt
Organism: Ostrinia nubilalis (European corn borer)
Lineage: Eukaryota; Metazoa; Arthropoda; Insecta; Lepidoptera; Crambidae
Gene: Tmem43
Product: transmembrane protein 43 homolog
Exons: 8
Coding region: 94-1272 (392 amino acids)
Biological process (GO): nuclear membrane organization; lipid metabolic process
Cellular component (GO): nuclear inner membrane; nuclear envelope
Source: RefSeq, a predicted model, not a curated record
AAACAUUUUUAAUUAUUUCCUGUUGAAUUUGUUAAUGAAGAAUUAAUAAAGUAUCGAUUGAGAUCGCACACUAAGCUGGUUUACUAUUUGAAGAUGGAUUGGUCAAUGGUGAGGAAUCACUUCAAACAGACCUGGUUGACUACGCUGCUCAGUCUUAUCUUAUUUACUGGAGUCACCUACUUUUUGGUUUGGGCUGAGACUCAAACGAUUCAAAGCAAUUUGAUGUUAGAAGAGUUAGUAUCACAUGCAGAGAGUAUAGAUGUGCACACAAACGAUGAAUCAGCACGCUUUGAGGGCCGGGUUGUACAUAUUGUGGGGCCUCUAAGGAUCCUUGAACCAAUAUCAGAGCCCGAUUACAACAUACAAGUGCAGGCUGUGAAACUACGUAAAAGAGUGCAGAUGUAUCAGUGGAUAGAGGAGACUACUGAUCAAGAAAAUUUCCUUUCGGAGCCUGGUGAUGAAUCCCAGAAAACCUAUUGGUACCACAAAGACUGGAGAGACUAUGUUGUUGACUCUUCCUUGUUCUACAUCAGGCCUGGUCAUCACAACCCUGCUUCAAUGCCUUUAUUUAGUGAAACUCAUAUAGCUGAGAAUGUUAAAAUUGGCUGUUUGCUUUUAAGUCUAGAUGUAAAAAGAAAGGUGAAUGACUACUAUGAAAUUUGGUCUGAUUCAAGACCAGAGCGCAAUGACAUCAAGCUGCAUUCUGGAUUCUACUAUCAUGGCGAGAGUGCUCUAGAACAUCAGAUCGGCGAUCUUCGAAUACAUUUUUCUUAUGCUGGGCGAGAGGAUGAUAUUUACACAGCAGUUGGCGUAGUUGAAAGUGGAACAUUACAGCCAUAUAGUCCAACACAUUUUCCAACUGCAGACCCUAUAUCGCUGCUACGCAAAGGGUCAUAUAGCUUGAAACAGCUGCAUGAUUUGGAACGCCGAGACGCCAAUACUCAUACAUGGAAGUAUAGACUGUUAGGUUUCAUUCAAGUGUUUGCAUCAGCUAUGACGCUUCAUCCUGAAUGGAUCACGAUUUUUCUUCAAUGUAAGUGGAUUUCAAGCAGCUUAAGACGUUGUACUAGAGUGUGGGUCAACUUCAUCUUAUCAGUGUCAUACACAUUGCUAGUAAUAUCAAUACCAUGGUUGCUCCAUAAACCGACAUUCGGUGCGAUGGUCUUUGGCGUGGCCAUCCUCCCUCUACUACACUAUUCGACGCUGAUGACGCGACGCGACUCGACGCCUGAACCGCCUCCGUAUGCGCGAUGGAACGACAAUACGCGAUGAAAGUACCACAAAAAUAAACACCACCAUCUUGCCUAAGUCUGUCGCCAUAACAACAAUGUUAACAGCAUUGUUGUGUUCCGGCAGUUAUAGGUAAGAUAGCCAGUUCCUCCGUGGUUGAGGAUACCGGGUGAAUCUCGCUUCCACCUUCGGCCUGAUCAUCACUUACCAUCAGGUGAGAUACAGGCCAAGAGCUUCCUCGUUGUGAAUAAUAAAAAAGCAGCACUUAGGAUAACAAAAACUUCCAUGGUCUCUGAAACUUACUUAGGAUAGUUUCUUGUAUUGGGACUUCAUUUAAAGGUAAAUACAGUGACACCUUGUAGUAAUAAGUUGAUUUUGCGACAAGUAUGUUGUCUAAUGUGCUGUCUGCUAUUCAGGCUCGAAUAUCUUGAAGACUGCAAUGUACUUAAGUUUGUUUGUUUGUAACUAAUGUCAGAUACUUUAUCACAAAAUUGUAUUUUCUGAUGUGCUGUCUAUUGUACCUAGGCAUUGACUGAAACUGAGUAAAAAACAACUUGUUAUAGACUUCUAUGUAUACUUAGACAGGCUGAGCUACACUGAGCGGUCGACUGCGGUAAAAUGUCAAGACCCGCUAAGGUAUAGUCCACAAACUAAAAAUAAAUAGGUACGUUGUCAUUUAUGUAUGCAUUUUAUAUACUGAAGUCAUAAUUUUGUUAUAAAAUAAUAAUAGUAUAGUGCCAAAUGUAGUAUGAGUUGUAUAAUUCAUAUUACGGUAGUUUUGUAUACUAUAAUUGUAAAAUUAUUUAUUUAAUGUUUUGUUUAAGUCUUCUAGUCAUUGAUGAAAAGCAAUUAUUAGCUUGUAAGUAUAGGAAAAAAAAGUUAAAAUGGUCUAACAAAAUACGAUAUAAUCUAUUAUUGUAAUUAACGGGUUUAGUUGUCAAAUUAAUGGUAUUGUUGUCAAAUGGUUAUUAAAAUUAAUAAUAAAGAAAGGACAUUAGAUAUAGAUAGAUAGUCAAUAGUUGAUGUAUUUCUAAUAUUAUUAUGUAUGCUUCUAGUUAGAUAGGUACCCAAUUUUUUUAUUGAAUUACUAACCAAGCAUAUCCUAUCGAAAGAACCAAUUAAGCUUAAACAUAGAAUUUAUAAAUGUCCCAUUGUGAUAAUAGAUUUAACCUAACACCUAAUUAUGAAUAAGGCUAAUUAACUUAAUUAUGUACCUAACUAAACCAAAUCGUACAAACCACGCGUCACAUUCUUCAACUCUAUAAAGUUUAAGUACUCAAUGCUUUUAAAAUACCUAUGUAGAUCUGGUUGUGAUGUUGUCAUUCGUAUCCUAAUAUUUGUUUUAUAUUUAUUAUUUAUACAUGAAAUAAAAACAAUUUUACUAAUUA